AUGUCACAAAAAUCAACUGAACAACUUUGUGUCGAUGACGUUGUUGAGAUUGAUGAAUUAAAAGGUGAGGGACCAUGGUCAAAUAAGAGUGAAACUUUGUUUGUAGACUUAAUGGAUGAAGAGGUUGCAAAAGGCAAUCGACCAACUACAACAUUUACAAAGACUAGUUGGAAUUAUAUGAGAAGCCAACUAAUUGCUAGUGCAGGAUAUAAUUAUUCUCAUGAUCAAUUGAAAAAUAAGUUUAACAAAUUAAGACAAAUGUACAAAGACUUCAAAAAGAUAUUGAGUGAUAUGACAGGAAAUGGUUGGGAUCCAUUAUUAGGUACCAUCAAUCUUGAAGAGGAGCAAUGGAAUGAGCUUUUUAAGGUGAAUAAGAGAGCUAAAAAGUUUAGAAAAAGUGGUUGCCCACAUUAUGAAAAGCUCGUAAGGAUUUUUGGAGAUACUACUGCAACAGGUGUAAAUGCUUGCCCAUCAACAAGACUUAUUUCAGAUUCUGAAGAUGAAAAUGAAAAUGAUGUUGCAAGCAACACAAAUGAUUGUAUUGGUGCUAUUGAUGGCACUCAUGUUGCUGCAAGCAUUCCCCAAAAUGAACAAAUACCGUUUCGUGGAAGAAAAACUAACACAACAUGGAAUAUAAUGUGUGUUUGUUCAUUUGAUAUGUUAUUCACGUAUUUCAUGUCUGGUUGGGAAGGAUCGGCCAAUGAUUCUCGUAUACUUCAAGAAUGUAUCAAGAAUCCCGAGAAUAAAUUUCCUAUGCCUAAGAGAGAUCAAUACUAUCUUGUCAACUCAGGAUAUUCAAAUAUGUCAGGAUUUUUAGCACCAUUUCGAGGUCAAAGAUAUCAUUUAUGA
Messenger RNA from Cucumis melo (muskmelon), 849 nucleotides. Its product is annotated as L10-interacting MYB domain-containing protein-like. The transcript has 4 exons. The record is from RefSeq and is a predicted model, not a curated record. Lineage: Eukaryota; Viridiplantae; Streptophyta; Magnoliopsida; Cucurbitales; Cucurbitaceae. Bases 1 to 849 code for a protein of 282 amino acids.